UUCCUUCUCCGGUUGUUUUAUUUGGCGCCUUCGUUGUAAUCAUGUAAUCUAUAAAAAGGGUGAGUGCAGCGGUUCAGUGGUCGUCCGCAGCAAUUUCGAAACUAAUCUGACACAGCUAGCAGUGCUUUCCUUUACAUCACAGAUACACGGCAUUUCAGCAAAUCUGUUGCGAUAGUACGAAUUUCAGUUUCAGAGUCGUCCACGCAUUGCGCAUAAAGUGGGGCAGCUUGUAGGCGCAGUCGUGCAGGCGCAGUUCCUCAAACGACUCUUGCUGCCGAAACCUUCAACGAACCUAUAGCACGCAGAAAAAAAAAACAAGAAGCAUUUCGCAACCUUUUUGCCUGUAGAUGCUGGAAACUCGAUGAGGGCAGCGAAUUGGGAGAAAGAAGACGACGAAGCUGCUGCUAGCCUGUCUGAGUAGCUCUGCCUACAUUUAUCGUUAUUUUCAUUAUUUUCUGGUUAUAUUACUGGUCAGAACGGUUCAAGACGUCUGUCGACUCGAAAAGGUACCUUCCGUAUCGGAGACCGACGGGUGCUGCGCCACCUGCCGCCUCACAAGGUGCUAGAAGGACUCAAGCUGGCACCGACGAGCACCCCGCCAUGACCUCCCAAGAGCUGACACCGGGUCAGAAACGCCAGCUGGUUUGUACAAGCCAGCCUGGCUGCAAGCGACAAGACACUGGUGAAUCUGAAGACGAGUCAACUAUCAUCGAGGACGACAACGUGGCGAAGCCUUCAGACCUGGACAUGGACGAGGGUGGUUUCCGAAUUGUGCGCCAUCGUAAAAACAGGGUGGAGGGUAUUCCAGUGUUAAUCACCGCAGCAUCCGAAAGAGAUGAUUUAAGGCAAGUAAACCCUAUUGUCCUGUAUUCUGAGCUUGAAAGGAUUCUCGGUGGAGCACCAGUGAAGAGGCACUUCACAGCACAGGGAGCAUUGCUCUUAGAUUUAGAGACAGAAGGACAAGCCAACGUCCUUCUAGAGACCAAGAAUAUCGGCGGCAUAGUCAUAUCUGCCCGUGUUCCACACAGUUAUAGGAAAAACAAGUGCAUUGUUAAAGGAGUCCCUAAAUGGUACUCGGAUGAAAAGCUGGUCAUCUACCUGAGACCUCAGGGAGUAUUUCAUGCUAGAAGAAUCAUCCGUCGGGUCCAAACCUCGUCAUCUGAAUGGGAGUCAAGGCGCACUAACGCGGUGGUUCUCACAUUUGCUCCAAAUUCUGAACGCCGGGAGAAGGUCAACCUUGGUUUCACAAGACACGAGCUUGUCGACUACGUGGAGACACCACCACGCUUAAGUGUCAGCGCUUCGGACAUAUCGCUAAGUACUGUCGUGGGGAACAGAGGUGCAAGUGCUGUGGGGGACCUCAUGACUUUAAGACGUGUGACAGUAAAGACAACUUUGUAUGUGCAAAUUGCGGCGGUGACCAUCCUGCUAGCUACGGUCGAUGUCCUGCGCGGACAGCUGCUCAGCGAAGAAAUAAGUUGUUGGUUCUGGGUUCAAAGAGUGCAAGCGCACUAUCGAACACGAAGAAGACGUCCAGAGCGCCACAACUACCUGAUUUUGAGAGUACGCAUCUCAUUUCCCGCGUCUCACACCGAUAAACGAAGUUAGUGAGCCAACGCAAACGGUCACAGGCUCUGAGAAACCUGUUCGAAAAAAGUCCGAAAAACGCACCUAUGCGGCCGCAGUAAACCGACCUCAAGUACCACUUGGAAACAGCAGGAAAACUGUCAGCAUGUUAUACGCGCUUUGUUCACGGCACUACGUUCCCAACGUCGCGAAGAUGCCUGCUAGUUCAACGGAGGAUAUGCUGGAAGCAGUGCUGGCUCUUGAGUUGCAUGUAGUUCCAGAGCGCUUUCAACAGGCCACGAAUGCGACAACCACAGGAUUAUGGCCAACCUCACCGAAGUAUUCGCAUGCAACAGCGACUAAAUCUUCAACGCACGCGAUCGUGGACCGGUGACGUCUACUCCAGUGGAAUCCCGCGCAUGUCCAGCCACAGUCAACGCACUAUGGUUCACAGCUACUAUCACCGGCCUACAAAAGGCGGCAGACUGCAGUGUCCCUCUGGGGCGUGGAACCUGCAGUGCUAUGGCAAUGCCGCUCACGCAUGUUCUGCUUCUCGUGCAGGUUAGUGAAUGUAUACCAUGUAGAACAUUUGCAGUUCUUAUCGUGCCGGUUCCACCCCGUAUCCUGUAUAACUGUGUACGUAUGCAUUCCGACGCCAGAAACCGCCCAAGGCAUCGCAUUUUCUUGUUGCGUCGUUAUGCCUUUUAUUUCUUAUUAUUAAUACUGUGUGGUGAUAUUGAAAUGAAUCCCGGCCCUAACACUGAUGUGACACCACAGAAAAUUUUGGGUGGGCAAAAUGUCAUUGUUCGAAAGUUUAAUACUAUUGAGGCGAAUCAAGCGGAACAGAAGGCAGCUAUAAAUGAUUUGACUGCACGUGUGUCGUCAAUUGAAGUAAAAAUGUCAGUAUUACCAAACUUAGAAUCCGCCGUUACUGAGUGUAUCGCACACUAUGACGCACAGCACGGGGUGAUACAGCUGCUCCAAAAUAAGGUCGAUGAUCUUGAAAAUCGUAGUAGGCAGCACAACCUCGUGUUCUACGGCAUACCUGAUACAAAUAUUCGCGAAUCUUGGUCAUCAUCUGAAUUGCUUUUGAAGGAAGUAUGCGCAACAAAAUUGCAAGUUAACCCUGAGUCGAUCGAAAAAGCCCAUCGACUUGGAAAAUUUCGAGAAGGGAAAACGCGACCCUUGAUCGCAAGGUUUGGGUCUCUGAAAGAAAAACGUUUGAUUUUAGGAAAGGCCAAGAAUUUGAAAGAUACAGGUAUCAGUAUGUCGGAAGACUUUUCUGAGCCAGUGCGCAAGAGAAGGCGAAACCUGUGGCGAUUUGCUCAGGAA
Molecule: messenger RNA, 2898 nt
Organism: Dermacentor albipictus
Lineage: Eukaryota; Metazoa; Arthropoda; Arachnida; Ixodida; Ixodidae
Source: RefSeq, a predicted model, not a curated record